Molecule: messenger RNA, 1899 nt
Organism: Endocarpon pusillum Z07020
Lineage: Eukaryota; Fungi; Ascomycota; Eurotiomycetes; Verrucariales; Verrucariaceae
Product: Mitochondrial import receptor subunit tom-70
Exons: 4
Coding region: 1-1899 (632 amino acids)
Biological process (GO): intracellular protein transport
Cellular component (GO): mitochondrial outer membrane
Molecular function (GO): protein binding; protein-transporting ATPase activity
Source: RefSeq, a predicted model, not a curated record
AUGUCCACUGUGCCCAUUCCAGUACAACUCGCACCACCGUCUGGAUCACCGCCAUCGUCAUCAUCAUCACUAUGGGACCGUGUAAGCACUUGGGCAACUGAAAACAAGGCCAUAGUUUACACCAUAGCUGGCACGGUUGUGGUUAUCACCGGAGCUGGAAUUGUAUAUUAUCUUUCAGACUCGAGAAAGAACAUCAAAGGCGCAUCCAUUUCAGACGAGAAACGAAAGAGCAAGAAAGAACGACGGAAAGAGAAAAAAGCAGCAGAGGAUGGCAAGAGUGCAUCUCCUAGUAUCAAAGAUGAAGAAGCUGGGACAGCGAUGCCAGCUCCAAAGGCAGCCUCAGUAGAAGCGGAAGACGACCUCCCACAGAUAGACGAGACGACGGUCGAUAGCUUCUCCCAAGAGGAUCGCAAAUCAUAUGCGGCAAAAUUGAAGGCUGCAGGCAACAAGGCCUAUGGAUCGAAAGAUUACAACAAAGCAAUUGAACUAUAUGGCAAAGCGAUCCUCUGCAAGCCUGACCCCGUCUACUACUCUAAUAGAGCGGCCUGCUACAACGUCCUCAGUGACUGGGAUAAGGUGGUCGAAGAUACGAGUGCUGCCAUUGCGAUGGAUGCAGAAUAUGUGAAAGCAUUGAACAGGCGAGCGCAUGCUUACGAGCACCUCGGCAUGUAUAGUGAAGCAUUACUCGACUAUACGGCCAGCUGCAUCAUCGAUGGCUUCAAAAACGAACAAAGCGCACAGAGUGUUGAACGGCUGCUGAAAAAGGUCGCCGAGAAGAAAGGAAAGGCUAUCCUAGAGGCAAAGGGCAGAAAGCUACCCAGUCCUACAUUCGUGACCAAUUACCUACAAAGCUUCCGUCCUCAACCUCCUCCUGCUGGGCUGGAAGAGUCUGUUCAGUUGGAUGAGAAUACUGGACUAGGGCAGCUACAGAGGGGUCUUAUUGCAUUGGAUAAGAAAACCGGUGAAGGCUACGAGGAGGCAGCGAAAUCAUUCGAAAAAGCGAUUGAGCUCAAUGAUCUCGGUCAACAUGAAGCUUUUGGACUCAACAUGCGCGCUACUUUCAGAUAUCUAGAAGGCGACACCACGCAGGCUCUGGAGGACUUAACCAAGAGCGUUACUCUGAAACCCUCGCUCACCCAAAGCCUCAUCAAAAGAGCGAGCAUGCAUCUGGAGAUGAGCAAUCGGGAGGCAGCGGCAGACGACUUUGAGCAGGCAACAGCUCAAAACAAAGACGAUCCCGACAUCUUCUACCAUCGAGCUCAGCUGCACUUCAUUCUAGGCGAAUUCCCGGAAGCAGCCAAGGAUUAUCAAAAAUCAAUCGAUCUAGACCCAGCCUUCAUCUUCUCCCACAUUCAGCUUGGUGUGACACAGUAUAAGAUGGGCUCGGUGGCUUCUUCCAUGGCAACCUUUCGAAGAACGAUCAAGAAGUUCGACAAAACUCCUGACGUGUACAAUUACUAUGGAGAGCUUCUACUUGACCAGCAGAAGUACCAAGAGGCAAUUGAAAAAUUCGAAACUGCAGUGGACAUGGAGAAGCAGAGCAAGCCAAUGAGCAUGAACGUUUUGCCACUGAUCAACAAGGCUCUAGCCUUGUUUCAAUGGAAACAAGACUUUCAGGAGGCGGAGAGCUUGUGCCAGAAAGCACUGAUCAUUGACCCUGAGUGUGACAUUGCUGUUGCUACUAUGGCCCAGCUGCUGUUACAACAAGGCAAGGUCACCGAUGCACUUAAAUACUUCGAGAGGGCUGCUGAGCUGUCCAGAACGGAAGGAGAGAUUGUGAACGCUCUGUCCUAUGCAGAGGCCACGCGCACCCAGCUAGAGGUGUCGGAGAAAUAUCCUCAACUGUCUCAACGACUACAGCAAAUGGGCACCGCUGGACCCGGGAUGCCAAUGAGAUGA